Messenger RNA from Emiliania huxleyi CCMP1516, 1035 nucleotides. RefSeq lists its product as hypothetical. The transcript is spliced from 3 exons. Lineage: Eukaryota; Haptophyta; Isochrysidales; Noelaerhabdaceae. The record is from RefSeq and is a predicted model, not a curated record. Bases 26 to 682 code for a protein of 218 amino acids.
CGAACCCAAAGGCGUUCCGCUGGCGAUGGAGCCGAGCCUGCGCGCGCUGGAGGCGGGCGUGAUCAGGAUCAACCAGGCGCUCGGCUUGGCGCUGCUCGUCCGGAACGACGAGGCCAACCUGCGCAAGGUGCGCGACGCAGCCUUCACCGCCGCGCAGGCUGGCCGGCCGUGUCGCCGCUUGGGCGCGUUGCUUGAGGCCGAGGUGGACGCGGGGGCUCACGCGUUGGCCGAGGGGGACGGCAGCGCACAGCUCGCGGACCCGUCCGCUGCCAUCGCGCUGCUGUGGCUGCGGCGCGCGCUCCACCUCACCAUCGCCCUCUGUCGCGGCGUCCUCCUCGCGGCGGACCCGCGCGCCCUCGACGAGGCCGGCGGCGACGGGGGCGCGGCGGCGGCGGCGGGCGGGGCGGCGGGCGGGGCGGCGGGGGGCGGCGGCGCGGAGACGUCUCGCCGCUCCUCCUUCAGCGGCUGGGCCGCGGAGCGGCUGUCGGUCGCGGCGGAGCGCGAGCCGGUGCGCACGUCGGCCAUCCUGCGCCAGGCGUACGGCGAGGCGCUCGAGGCCUACCACUCGUGGGUCUUGCGGCAGGCGUUUCGGUAUUGCCCGAGAGGACCCGAGAGGACCCGAGAGGACCGGAGAGGACCCGAGAUGACCCGAGAUGCGACGAGAUGGCAUGAGAUGGCAUGAGAUGACCCGAGAUUGCCCGAGACGGCCCGAGGCUUGCGGCAGGCCUUUUCGGUCUUUUGCAGCGCCGCGCCCGACUACGAGACGCUGCUGCGGCUGAUUGGCCCCGGGCUGGGCGACGUGGAGCGCGAGGCGGUGGUGCUCGGGGAUAUCUACCACUUUGUGCGCGAGGCGACCCCCUUCCUCGCCCAGCUCGAGCGGCUCUUUUUCGAGCUCCGCCUCGAAGACACCCGAAAGAUCUAAGGCGCCGAGUGGAGGCGGGGCUGCGGCCCUUCGGGGGUGGGGCGGGGCCCUCUCGACGCCGAAUGGGGGCAGAGUGCCGUGGAGCAGUUCGCGAGGCGGUGCGUUUGUUCGUG